GGUUCCUUUGCCGUCGCCCAAGCCACCUACUUGCAACCCGACGCCGAGGCCGUACAGGACCUAGUGGAUCUACUGGAACGUACGCAGAGCGGUAUUGUGGCACACUACUACAUGGAUGUCGAACUACAGGGCGUGUUGCAGGCGGCGGGGGCUCGCUUGCCCGGGCGGGUGGGCAUUGCCGACAGUUUGAAAAUGGGAGACAUGGCCGUCGAUAUGGCCGCCAACCACAACUGUACCGCCAUUGCGUGUCUCGGCGUGGACUUUAUGAGCGAAUCCGUCCAGGCCAUUUUGCAACAAAAUGGACACGGCCAUAUUCCCGUAUUGAGGGCCACGCACAAACCGAUCGGCUGUAGUUUGGCCGAAUCGGCCGAACGAGAAUCCUACCGAGUGUGGUUGGAACAAGAAAGUGUCGGACAAGCCGCUUUGCACGUCGUCUACAUCAAUACGUCUUUGGAAACCAAGGCCGUGUCGCAGUCUAUCGUACCAACCAUUACCUGUACCAGUAGCAACGUUCUCCAAACACUUUUGCAGGCAAGCGCACAAAUGGGACCGGAACUGAAAAUCCUGUACGGACCGGAUACGUACAUGGGGGAGAAUCUCGUUACCUUGCUGAGUACGAUUGAAGCUCGCUGGAACGACGAACAAAUCGCUUCUUUACACGCUUCGCACAGUCGCGACACCAUU
Molecule: messenger RNA, 684 nt
Organism: Phaeodactylum tricornutum CCAP 1055/1
Lineage: Eukaryota; Bacillariophyta; Bacillariophyceae; Surirellales; Neidiaceae
Exons: 1
Biological process (GO): 'de novo' NAD+ biosynthetic process from L-aspartate
Molecular function (GO): 4 iron, 4 sulfur cluster binding; quinolinate synthetase A activity
Source: RefSeq, a predicted model, not a curated record